This is a messenger RNA of Miscanthus lutarioriparius, 645 nucleotides long. NCBI's taxonomy places the organism in Eukaryota, Viridiplantae, Streptophyta, Magnoliopsida, Poales, Poaceae. The record is from the annotation of a GenBank genome assembly.
AUGAAAAGGGAGACAGUGCCUUCAUGGCUAGAAAUAUUACUUGCAACACAAUUCUUUGCAACUUGUGCAAACCAUCUUCUUGCUAGUCGCAACGAGUGUAACCUAUUUUGCACCCAGUGUGAGGCUAAACCAGCUGCUUUCUGCAACUACUGCCGUUCAAGCGAUCAUUCCACUCAUCGGGUAAUCCAGAUAAGGCGAUCAUCCUACCAUGAUGUUGUGAGGGUUUCAGAGAUUCAAAACAUCCUUGAUAUUAGUGAUGUGCAAACUUAUGUAAUCAAUAGUGCAAGGGUCGUAUUCUUGAAUGAGCGCCCACAACCGUGUGCUUCUAGUGUCCCCAUUUGUAAGGCACCUUUGUCAUCAACACAUAGCUGUGAGACAUGCAGUCGUGCUCUACUUGAUGUAUUUCGCUUCUGCUCUCUUGGAUGCAAUCUUAGAGGCUUAAAUAUGGAAAUGAGUACGCCAGCUAUGGUUGAAAACAGCCCUCAAUCCAGUGGUAAGGAUCAUGUGACUAGGAUCUAUGAUGUUGGUUCAAGUACUACAAGUGACAAAGAUAGCUGCAAUGACAAGAACAACGAAGAACCACCACCAAAAAGGGUUGCUCGUCACCGACGCAAGGGAAUUCCCCAACGUGCGCCAUUCUUCUAA